Molecule: messenger RNA, 1180 nt
Organism: Nezara viridula (southern green stink bug)
Lineage: Eukaryota; Metazoa; Arthropoda; Insecta; Hemiptera; Pentatomidae
Source: the annotation of a GenBank genome assembly
CUCAAACAUGUAAUUGACUGGUGAUUCAAAUAGUAGGCCAUUCAAGUAUUAUAGUGUGAGGAAAGAAUAACGUUGAUCGUUCAUGGGACUGAAUUUGUAUAAUGAAUUCUCAAAAAGUGGAGUGCCCAGAAGAACAGUUAUGGAAGGCAGCGUUGAAUGAUAAUGAAACAGUUAUUACAAUGUACGAUGGAGAUAUUAAUGCUGAAACACCUCUUGGAAACACAGCACUUCAUAUAGCUGCAUCAGGAGGAUGCUUGAAUGCAGUUAAGGCAUUGUUGAAUAGAGGUGUGAAGGUAGACUGCAUUGAUAAGGAUUCACUCACUCCUCUCUUUAAAGCAGUGAAAGGAGGAAAUCAAGAAAUCGCCUGUCAUUUGUUAUACAAAGGAGCAGACUUCUCCAUUUUGGACUCAGAAGGAGCAACACUCCUUCAUCAUGCAGCACACAAGGGCAUGACUAAGUUUCUGCAACAGCUGUUAGAGAAACAAAAAGUAGAUCCAUUAUCUAAAGACAGUUCUGGUCAACUGCCGCUCCAUAUGGCAUGUUCAGGAGGCCAUGUUGAUAUCGUAAAAAUACUGCUUGCAUGUAAUGGUGGUCAGGUUGACUGCAUAGCUGAUGAGAGUAAAUAUACUCCACUUCAUGAAGCUGCUUUUUGGGGGAGAAAAAAGGUUGUCAAGUUUCUGUUGGAAAAUCACGCAUCUAUUAAUGCUAAGACAGCACUUAAUCAAACUCCUUUGACAUUGGCAAAAAUAUGUGGACACACUUAUGUUUCUGAACUUAUUAGAUCAAGAGGUGGUAUUUUAGAAGGUGAAUCUAAUACUUUAUCUUAAUACCCGCAUUGUUUGAAAUAUAAUUUUUUAUGCAAACCAAAUUUAAAUAAAUUUGUACACUAUUUCUAAAAUAAAAUAAAAAACAUUCAAAUGUUUUAAAAAUAAAACAAAAUACUGUUUUUUUUUUAAUUAUUAUUUAAAUUAUUUGCUACAUUGAGGUUUUUUUUUCUGUCUUCAGUAAUUUCUAUUUCAAUUUAAGCAAAGAGGUCAUAGAUAAUUAAAUCAUUGAAAUAACCAAAACCAUGUGAAAAAUAAAAAAUGCAACAAGAGAACUUCAAGAAUCAGGAAGCCUCUACUUUUAAUUUCAAAUUUAUGGAAAUAAUGAGUGUUAGAUUAAAAAAAAAUCUGUUGUU